CGUUAACAGAAUUUGCCUGGAAACUGUCAGUUCAAAACUUUUUUUUUAAUUCUUGUAAAUUGUACAAUAAAUAAUUCCGAGAUGGGAAACUUAGUGACAAAAUUAACUACAAACAACGUUGAACUAAACGAAAGUGAUGCUAGCGAUGAUAAUAUUAAAGUAGAAAAAGAGAAAACACCAAUUUCUCAAACACAAACAAAAACAGGACUAUUUAAAAACAUUUGGUCUUAUGAUCCUCGAAGUCCUUCAAGUUUGAUCAAUCGUACACCAAUUUCGAUAUUCCGCAGCAACUCUGCCGGCAAGUUCAACCAUAAAGAAUUAAAUGAAUCGAUAGAAUCUCAAGUUGACAUGGAUAUUCUUACACCACAAGAACGAGAUUCGCUAGAGGCUAACACUGAUCUUGUAACUAUUGAAUCUAAAAAUGAAGAAACGAAUUUGGAUGAAGAUUUCAGCAAACUUCCUGACCCAAGAUCACCAAUAACUGAAAUCACUCGAACUCCAAUAGUCGCAAGCUCAAGUGAAGAAACAAAAAAGAAAAAGGAUGACAAUUUGGUAAAGAAACUGGCUGAUAAACUCAUCUCAACUGCUCUUUCAAAUGACGAGAAAAACGACGAGAAAAUUGUCACAAAAAAAUCGAAGAACACUAAAAAUCUAAUUUUUGAGGACGAUGAGACGAACAUGAACAUUUUUUCAACUCCCCCAAAGAAGGUACUCUUAAAAGAAAGUGAACCAUCAUCCAGAACUCCACUGAGUUGUGUUGCCAACACACACACGCCGAAAGCUAAUUCAAAGGCAUUCAUUUCGACGUCGACUCCAAAAUCUAAGUUAAACAACAAUGAAAACUCCAAAUCCAUAUCACGCAUUCCUGUCUCGAGUGCUCGAAGAAUUCAUUAAUUUUAUGACAUAUUUUCAUAGAUUUUUCCAACUUUAUCGAUAAAUUUUCUUUUGUGUGCUUCAUUUUUUGUUUUACAUUCAUAAAACUCUUAAAUUUCAUUUUUAACUUUAAACAUAAUUAACAUUUUUUACAUAGAAAUUGUUCUUUUAAUGAGUAUGAAUAAAAAAUUAAAAAGAUUUAAUUAAACUCAAUUUGUCAUUUUGAAAGUUUCAAGUUUUUAUUAAUCUGUGAUUAUUAAUUGGGGGAAAGCAAAUGAAAAACAGUGUCGGGGAACUUAAAUCGUCAAAUAAAUGGGCGUAAACUAAAAUGGAUGAAUUUUUGUUAAUUAAGUCUAAGUAAAUGAUUUAAUUAUUUUAUUUAUGUGAA
Molecule: messenger RNA, 1261 nt
Organism: Clunio marinus
Lineage: Eukaryota; Metazoa; Arthropoda; Insecta; Diptera; Chironomidae
Source: the annotation of a GenBank genome assembly